Messenger RNA from Cryptomeria japonica (Japanese cedar), 3935 nucleotides. Its product is annotated as leucine-rich repeat receptor-like serine/threonine-protein kinase BAM1. Gene Ontology annotation, biological process: protein phosphorylation. Gene Ontology annotation, molecular function: receptor serine/threonine kinase binding; ATP binding; protein kinase activity. The transcript has 3 exons. Lineage: Eukaryota; Viridiplantae; Streptophyta; Pinopsida; Cupressales; Cupressaceae. Bases 125 to 3115 code for a protein of 996 amino acids. The record is from RefSeq and is a predicted model, not a curated record.
AAAUAAUCUGGAUAAGAAGCGGGGUAGUUAGCUGGCAUAGCAUUUAUUCAGAACCAGAGAAGAAAGAAGAUAGAGAGAUAGAGGGGGGAACUGUCUGUGUUAAUGAGCUCUGCCAGUAGCAGCAAUGAAGCCCGUAAUGAUGCUGAUGUUGUUGUUUUUGGUAAUGGCGGCCGUUAUAUCGUGCGCAGGUUCCAAUGAGGGGGAAGUGCUGCUUGUGUUGAAGGCUGCCAUGGAGGAUCCUGAAGGUGCUCUGGAUGGGUGGAAUGAAUCGGAUGUAAAUAACUACUGUAGCUGGAAUGGCGUCGGCUGUGAUGGAAGCUACACGAUUGUGUCACUGGACCUGACAAAUAUGAACCUUUCCGGGGAGAUUUCGCCCGAUAUUUCGCAUCUGCAGUCGCUGGUGAAUCUCAGCUUAGCGGUGAACAGGUUUAAUGUUGCUUUUCCGGGGGUUAAAGUGGCAGCACUGAGGAUGCUCAAUAUUUCCAACAAUAAUUUCACUGGCACUGUGGCGGCGGACGCGCUGAGGGAGCUGAGCCGUCUGGAAGUUCUGGAUGCGUAUAAUAAUAACUUUUCCGGUCCGCUGCCGGUGGAAGUGGCGGCACUGCGAAAGCUCCGGCAUCUGCAUCUCGGCGGCAGCUAUUUCACUGGUUCCAUUCCUGCCGCUUAUGGAAAUCUAAGCUCUCUUGAGUACUUAGGACUGAAUGGGAACGCUCUGAGCGGCGCCAUUCCGGCGGAGCUAGGGCGGCUAGGCAAUCUCCGCCACCUUUACCUUGGACAUUUCAAUGUCUAUGAUGGUGGCGUACCGGCUGAGCUUGGAAACCUUAGCAAUCUCGUUCGCCUUGAUAUGUCGGAUUGCGGGCUGACCGGCAGGAUACCGGCGGAGCUUUCGAAUCUGCGGUCUCUGGACUCGCUCUUCCUCCACGUAAAUUCGCUCGAGGGCCCCAUUACGCCGGCGCUUGGCCGCCUCGUUGCUCUGAAAUCCCUGGAUCUGUCCUUUAAUCAAUUAACCGGAGAGAUUCCGCAGUCUUUCUCGAAUCUUACUUCCCUAACCCUUCUUAACCUGUUCCGCAACAGGCUCCAUGGUUCGAUUCCUGAGGCUAUUGGUGAUUUGCCUAGCUUAGAAGUCCUCAACCUGUGGGAAAACAAUAUCACGGGCUCGAUUCCCGAACGCCUUGGCCGAAAUGGAAAGCUAAAAGUCCUCGACCUUUCCUCAGACAAGCUCACGGGCCUCAUUCCUCCAUACCUCUGCGCUGGCAACAAUCUCGAAAGCCUCAUUUUGCUGGACAAUUUCUUCUUCGGCCCCAUCCCACAAACCCUAGGCGCCUGCAAGUCCCUCACACGGCUUCGCAUGGGGCAAAAUUAUCUCAAUGGUUCGAUCCCCACUGGGCUUCUCAAUCUCCCCAAGCUAGACCUUAUCGAACUUCAAAACAACUAUCUCACGGGCAAUCUUAUGCCCGACGACAUUAAAGUCUCGGCCAAACUCUCGCAGCUUAUUCUGUCGAACAAUAUGCUGAGUGGCGCACUCCCUCGCAACAUAGGUGACUUGUCGGGUCUGCAGGUUCUUUUUCUUGACGGGAAUGAGUUCUCUGGCAGCAUUCCUCCUGAGAUUGGGAAUCUCAAGCAUUUGGGAAAGAUGGAUCUAAGCAACAACAAAUUCUCAGGGCAAAUUCCAGAGGAGAUUAGCCGAUGCAAGAUUUUAUCCAUAGUAGAUUUGAGUAGCAAUGAGCUUACUGGUUCAAUUCCUUCCACUCUCAUCCAAAUGCACAUUCUGAAUUAUCUCAAUAUGUCACGGAAUCAUUUAACUGGAGGCAUUCCGAAAGAUUUAGAGCAGAUGCAGAGUCUUACUGCUGUAGAUUUAUCCUACAAUAAUCUUUCUGGCGUUGUUCCCAGUGGUGGCCAGUUUAGUUUGUUCAAUGCAUCUUCUUUCACUGGAAACCCUGAUCUUUGUGGACCCUAUCUGCGUCCCUGUACAUUCCAGGUUGAUUCAGCAACAAACAGCCAUGCAAAGGGUUCUAUUUCUUGUACCGUGAAGCUGGUUUUAGUCAUAGGCCUGCUGUUAUGCUCAUUGGUCUUUGCUAGUGCUGCCAUCAUUAAAGCCAGGGCCUUAAAGAGGAACAGCCCUUCCAGGUCAUGGAAGCUAACAGCCUUCCAGAGGCUGGACUUCACCUGCGAGAAUGUUCUAGAGUGCUUGAAAGAAGAAAAUAUUAUAGGGAAGGGUGGAGCAGGGAUUGUGUACAAGGGUUCAAUGCAUAGUGGAGAAGAGUUUGCAGUGAAGAGGUUGCCUGGGAUUGGCAGGGGUUCUUCUAAUGACCAUGGGUUUGCUGCUGAGAUUCAGACUCUAGGCAGGAUUCGGCAUCGCCAUAUAGUGAGAUUGUUGGGAUUUUGCUCAAAUCAGGAAAUCAAUCUUCUUGUGUAUGAGUACAUGCCGAAUGGAAGCCUAGGAGAAUUGCUCCAUGGGAAAAAAGGUGGACACUUGGAGUGGGCAACCAGGUACAAGAUUGCCAUUGAGGCGGCUAAAGGGUUAUGCUAUUUGCACCAUGACUGCUGUCCGCUUAUAGUUCAUCGUGAUGUAAAGUCGAAUAACAUCCUCCUGGACUCUGAUUUUGAGGCACAUGUUGCAGAUUUUGGUCUUGCUAAGUUUUUGCAGGAUUCAGGCACUUCAGAAUGCAUGUCAUCCAUUGCAGGUUCUUAUGGUUACAUUGCCCCAGAAUAUGCAUACACGCUCAAAGUAGACGAAAAGAGCGAUGUCUACAGCUUUGGAGUAGUGUUGCUGGAGCUAAUUACAGGCAGAAGGCCAGUAGGCGAGUUUGGAGAUGGUGUUGAUAUUGUUCAAUGGGUCAACAAAAUGACUGAAUCUAGAAAGGAAGGAGUUGUCAACAUAUUGGAUCAGAGGCUGUCCACUGUACCUCUACACGAGGUCAUGCAUGUUUUCUCUGUUGCAAUGGUCUGUGUUGAAGAGCAGAGUGUGGAGAGACCUACCAUGAGAGAGGUAGUUCAGAUGCUCACUGACCCUCCAAAGGUUAAAACAUGUGAGAAUUCUGUACCUGCUUCAGAAGAAGAGGAAGCCAAGGAGUCAGAUGGUGCCGGAAAUCCUCGUGAUCUUCUUUCCACAUGAAUCCAUAUUUGCAGUUUUGGUUGAUCGACUGUUACUUUGCAACUAAGUUACAUGCAAAACCAGUUAACAGUGGCUGCCCAGACAUUUCUUUUUGGAGGGCGUUUACCUGAUUGGUGGCUUUUUGAGAACCCAUCUCGGAGAUGGCUUGAAAAUGCUUCAAAUUUAAUGAUGAGAUGUACAGCACUUGUUUCCACUCAUCUGCAAGCCUGUGUUAUCACUGGAUAUAUUGUCAAGACUAUUUAGAAUCAUAUUUCAUCUUAAUCAAAACCAAUUACGUCAUCCCCGUGUAGAUCUUCAGCUCUGCUUUUUGUUUUGACCUUCAGCCUUGGUUUUUGUUUUGGUGGUUUACUUGACUUGCAAAAUGACGUCAAUGUCCUCAAAUCUAAUCCUUUGCACAGACCUCUCUUGUGAGGAUGAGUGAAAGAUUCGAGAGAUUUGCCAAAUUUCCAGUAGUUAAAGGGUACCGCCCAGCACCUCUCAUUAGCUGUCUGCUGUUAGAAAAUCAGUUCGACUGGGCCAAGGGGUAAAUUUGAGACGCAUUAGAGUGCGGUGAACCUUGACUCUAUAAAGUGGGGAACAUCAGUGUGGCAGAGCGGAUGGGACUGUUGGCUAGAAGGAGAAGCUAUAUAAUAUAGCUGGCUAGUGUUGUCUUGUAAAGUAGGAUUACAUGGAAGGAAAUAUUGUAAUCUUAUCCUUCAUCUCUUGAUAUAUGGCAUAGUAAUUUCUGAUGAUGUAGCAACUGUACAGAUUUCUUAGCCUCAAGAAAAUUUUUAGAAGACCAAAAUUUCAUAUGGUAAUGAAGAUGCAUAUUGAAUGCUGA